Coccomyxa subellipsoidea C-169 is the source of this 1282-nucleotide messenger RNA. RefSeq lists its product as hypothetical. The transcript is spliced from 4 exons. The record is from RefSeq and is a predicted model, not a curated record. Bases 252 to 746 code for a protein of 164 amino acids. Lineage: Eukaryota; Viridiplantae; Chlorophyta; Trebouxiophyceae; Coccomyxaceae.
UUUUCUUCUUGAUGCACACUCUCUUCGAAUAGGAACGUAAGGAUUGGCGUUCUUCACAGGGUGCGGCACAGUAGCUCGUGCAAAAUUGUCUUCCCUGUACAGUCAGUCAGUGACUGAGGUGUCAAGAGCUAGCUCGAAGGCAAGCGAAGGUGCCAUCGUACGAUUGCUUUGCCUUUCAGAGCUGACUAGGACGCGGUCAGUGGGGAAGGCUCUGGGCACACAGAAAGCCUGAGAUCUGCAAGACGUUCGAAAUGAUUGUACGUAUGCAAGCCCUGCCAAACAUAGGCAGAAGCAAUGGGGCACAGCUGCGGCAGCCUGCCCCAAAGCCUGGCUCAGGAAGUCCCAUGACUGUAACACCACGCAGGCGCAGUGUCGGCAGGCACUCGCAGGCCCCUUUCCCAGGCGAAGACGCCCCUGGCACAGGUAGGCGCCACUUUCCUGAAGAGGUGCCAGAGGCGAAUGUGAGCGUGGCGGAGCGGCCGGAGAGCUUUGAGAUGCGGAGCACGCAGGACAUGUACAAGGAGUUCCCUGGCCUCAUCCGGUCCAGCUACCCACUCUACAUCCGCACUGCCGGUCCCCAGGAGCCGUUGGGGGAGGUGGAGUUGCGCGCGGAGGACGCCGGCCCAGCCACGCGCAACCGCCGGCGGCCGGAGCCGGUCGACCCGUCGCCGCCGACCGCGCGGCUGCACCACGCAGAGGACCCAGAGGCGCUUAAGCGCGAGGUUGCCAGCCGCAAGGGCUGCUGAGCAGAUUGUGACUAAUCCCUACCCUGUCAGGCUGGCGGUCUGAAGCUGCAAUGUGUGUAUUUGUAUUGUUUGGCCGAGGAUGGUGGUACCAUGGGCUGCCGUCUGGGCCGACUUGCAAUGUAUGCAUAGGUGCAGGGCUCUGGAGUUCAGGUGUUCAAUUGGCAUAAAAGCUGGUUGUGAAGGAUGCCAGGGAUGCUUGUCAAAUGGUGUGAGAGCGGCUCUCUUGGAGGAAAUGCUUUGGUUUGAAGAGUGAAUGCUAAGCAGUGGAGGUUGUUUGUUGUCGGCUGUGUGGGAUGGGCGUUGAAGGGCUGUCCUUAUGCUGUGGCACAGACGUGGAGAUGUUGUAUGCUCCCGCACUCGGGAGCAGUGUACCAAAAGUGUAUGUGUUGGAAAGGUCACUGUACAUUUUCUCAUGGAUCUAGAUAGUUUGUGGAGCUGAGUAGCUCGUUUGACACUUCAGCCAAUUGAGUUUAUCAUCUAAAAUUGUGACAUUACGCUGUCUUGUAAAAGCUGAAUGCUGCAAUGCAUUAUUUCCU